Messenger RNA from Leptosia nina, 339 nucleotides. Lineage: Eukaryota; Metazoa; Arthropoda; Insecta; Lepidoptera; Pieridae. The record is from the annotation of a GenBank genome assembly.
AUGGGUUCAGCUUUUCCCGCUCAGCCUCGGUUUGCUUUCCAACGCAUCCGAGACGCCUGUCGAGCGGCGACGCCGACGCCGGUGGUCCGCGGAAGCGUGAGCGCGCAAUCUAUCGAUAACGAACACGAGUCAACAGCUUGGCGACAAAUGCCGUUUGGCGGUGACGAGAUACUAUCGCACUUAUUGACAUCUAACAAGCCGAACGAGCCGAUAUCGCGGCUCACUGCGCGUUCCGACCGUCUUCGGCAAAAGUAUAGAGGAGUAAGAGAUAUCUCCCUGCAUUAUGUCUCCGAGCACGCUCGCAUAAGUGCGAUGUUCGCUUUGCUUCGGUCACCUUGA